CAACUAUCUUCUUCUUCUUCCUCGGGAUUGAUCUGAUAACUUUGUUGCUUCUGCUACAAGUAGCUAGAUAAACAAUGGCUUGGCGCAGUGCAGGAUCUGCUGCUCGUUCUUUCGUUUCCGCUACCGCUAGAGCUCCGUCUCUCCGAUCUCCCCCAGCAACUCUUCCGCGUCUCCGUCCUACCCAGUCCUCUUUACCUCGCCGCCGAUUCGCUUCUUUCACAAAUCCAAGGAAUUUGGGAGAGCUUGGAUGCACACAGUCACUAUUGCCUCUGCACAAUGUGGUGGCUUCAGCUCGACUCAUCUCACACCUUAAUCUCAACGUGCGAGCUUUCUGCGAACUCCCUAACGGUACCUUCCAACGCACUUGUCCAGAUCGCUAAUUACUCUCCUUUUGUGAGUUUUACUCUUCUUAGGGUUUCAUUGUGGCGAAGAGCAAUCUAAACAUGUUUUUUGUUUACUUCUGAGUUUCUUGUUUAAUGUUGGAACAUUGUGUGUUACUUUUUUUCGUCGUGAAGUGGAAUAAAACCCCUUUUUUUUUUUAAACUCGUAAUUAAGUAUUUUUGUGUUAAGAAAAUAUUGGGUUUGGGAUUUGAUAGGGAAUGGAAAAGAUGGGUGAUGGAAGUGGAUUUUCAGUUGCUGUCAAGAGUGGUGCUACUGCUUUGUACUUGAAUGUACGAAGUGUGUUGCAUCAAUUCAUCUUGAUGCAGAUGGAGACUUGAAAAGAGGGGUGUCCCAAGAAGAACACAUUGGUCGUGUUGUGUUUGUUUCGUUAGGAACCAAAAAACCUUAAUACAUUAUUUGGUUUUCACUUUUUUCAUUAGGAACCAAAAAAAAGCUUAAUACAUUAUUUUGUCUUCACUUUUGACAACACUGUUUUUGAUGCUUCAGGUAUCUCAGUAUAAUUCUGAAUAACCAUUGUUACAUUCCUUUGGUUAUCAUUUACUGAAAAUGGAGAUAAAAUAAAAGAACAUUUUUUACAA
Messenger RNA from Eruca vesicaria subsp. sativa (arugula), 980 nucleotides. Lineage: Eukaryota; Viridiplantae; Streptophyta; Magnoliopsida; Brassicales; Brassicaceae. The record is from the annotation of a GenBank genome assembly.